UGCACGGCUGCGACACAGAAAUGUCAGAAGUGUCACCAGCACCGUCACAAGCAGCACGUUCACAUCGUAGGACAUCUAACGAGGCGAACUAUUUAGUAUGUUAGUAGGCGGAUUGGGACGCAGCCGCCGCCUCACAGAGUCCCGCAGAGAAACUGAUGGAAGGAGGCAAGUUGUGAGGAAAAGAAAAAGGCGGCAUUUAAUGUCCUCUUAAAGGGUAAAUUCAUUUAAAAUGGCGGAGUCCGGUCCGUUUAGGGGUCUGCCCCGGAUCCGGAGGGCUGCGGCCUCAAUUCCUGGAAAUCUGCACCUGGUUCUGGUUCUGACGCCCAAAACUCAGUCUCAAGGCACUGGCACAGACCUGGGCUUCCGCUUCUGUCAGGACGACUUCACUAUCAAAAUGCCUGUGAUCAUGCUGAGUUCAGUCACUGAUCUGCUGCGCUAUAUUGACGAGAACCAGUUGAGCGCUGAUUUCAGUGGAACUCUCGAGUGCUGCUCCACAGACUGGAUCGUCCUGAAGACGGCCAUAGAGAGUUUUGCGGUGAUGGUGAAGGACGUGGCUCAGCUGCUGCAGGUGUUUGGAACGGAACUAGCCGAGACUGAACUGCCCGAGGAACCGAACGCCAUCGAGUACCUGCUCCGCUCUCACACUGACAAAUACAGACAGAUGAAGGAUGAUAUUCGCUCAGUGAUGAAGGAGGGACGUCAGAUCCUGUCUAAUCUAGAAGGAGUUAAAAGGACGGAGGACAGGGACAUUGCUCAAGACAGGGACACUGUACACAGACUCCUCACCCAGCUCAGGGACAUGGAGAUGGCGUUUGAUGGGUUUUUUGAGAAGCACCACCUGAAAAUGCAGCAGUACCUGCAGCUCCUCCGCUACGAGCUGAGUUUUCACGAGAUGGAGGGGAAGCUGGAUGAUCUGAUUAGCCGAGAGAAAGCGAUUCCUGCUGCAGGAUUGACAGCGGCUCAGACACAACAACUCAUCGCUGAACUACACACUCUCGACUCCAUCGCUGAGGAGGAGAUGGGUCAUGCUCAGAUUGUUAUCCUUCACGGUCAUCAGUUAGCAGCGAGUCAUCACUACGCUCUGGCUCUCAUCGUCCAGCGCUGUAACGAGCUGCGUCAUCACUGUGACACACUGACCACGGCCCUGCGCAACAAACACACUUCGCUCACACACACACACACUCUGCAGCUACGCCUCGAGGAGGCAGUGCGUUGGUGUGAUGAGAGUGUGUAUCUGUUGGCCGGUCAGAUGGUGGAUAAAUUCCAGUCUAAAGAAGGAGCUCAGGAAGCUCUGAGUGACAUCGAGAGACUGCUGGAGUCCAAACCAACUCUCAGCUACACUACUGACACACACACACCUGAGAUACGGGCUCAGGAAACAGUAGUGAUGGAGAAGUAUUCCUCAGUGCAGGUGAUGCUGGAGAACAGACAGGCAUGUUUGCGUAAACUCGCCUGCGUUCAGGUGAGACCCAUCCAGCCUGUCUCCCCGAGACCCGAGAGCCCGACCCGCCUCAAAUCCCCGCUGUUCUCCCCCAAACACAGUUUUGAUGUGAAUUCCAGUCUGAAGUUCUCCUUUGAUCUCUCUCUCCCAGGAAAAAGAACCGCACGCAAGAACAGCUGCACCAAGAAGAUUGAGGUGAUGCACCAGGAGAGUCGUGGCAGCGUGUGUCAAGAAGCAGAAGGAGCAGAGAACCCCGAACAGCAGACAUGUCAUGUGAUGAAGGAGCUGAUUGACACGGAGAAGGUUUAUGUGGAGGAGCUGCUCAGUGUUCUACUGGGUUACAGAGCUGAGAUGGAUAACCCUGCUCUGUCUCACAUCCUGCCAUCCGAACUGAAAGACAAGAAGGAGGUUUUAUUUGGAAAUCUGCCAGAAAUUUACAAAUUUCACAGCAGGAUAUUUGUUCAGGACCUGGAGAGCUGCAGGCAGACUCCAGAGAGAGUGGGAGCAAGAUUUCUGGAGAGAAAGGAGAAUUUUCAGGUGUAUGAGCGUUACUGUCAGAAUAAACCUCGCUCAGAGGCCAUGUGGAGGCAGUGUGCAGACUCUCCAUUUUUCCAGGAGUGUAAGAGGAAACUGAAGCACAAACUGGAUUUGGAUUCGUAUUUACUGAAACCUGUUCAGCGUCUGACCAAAUAUCAGCUCCUGCUGAAGGAGCUGUUGAAGCAUAGUACACAAUCGCAGAAUGUUUGUGAGAUCCAGGGGGCGCUAAAUGCUAUGCUGGACCUCCUCAAAUCUGUUAACGACUCCAUGCACCAGAUUGCCAUCACUGGAUACGAGGGGGACCUAUGUGACCUGGGCCGGGUGUUAAUGCAGGGUUCGUUCAGUGUGUGGAUGAGCAGGAAGUCGUCACGUGUGAAGGACAUGGCUCGGUUUAAACCAAUGCAGAGACACUUGUUCCUCCACGAGAGGGCGCUGCUAUUCUGUAAAAAACGGGAAGAGAAUGGAGACGGAGCCGAACGCACCGCCUCCUACAGCUUCAAACACUGCCUCAGGAUGAGUGCUGUGGGUAUCACAGAGAACAUCAAAGGUGAUAUGAAGAAGUUUGAGAUCUGGUACAGUGGGAGAGAAGAGGUGUAUGUAGUGCAGGCUCCAACAGUUGAGGUGAAGUCAGCAUGGCUCAGUGAGAUCAGAAAAAUCCUCACAAACCAUCAGAAAACUGGUCAAGAUGAAGGUCAUGGUGCUGUAGGCUCUCUCUCUCCUCUUCUGGUGAACAGUAUGGAGAGGGCGUCGGUCUGCAUGCCCUGGAGCCCCGCCCCCAUGGCAGCCUGCUCAGGUUGUUUUGAUGUCCCUCCUCACAGUAAGGGGGCACCAAUGCACUCGGACGAGUCAGGGAGCUCCAGUCCGGUUCUGACAGACCCCGUGAUGUUCUCACCUCGACCCCAGAACCGCAACCGCCGCAGUUGGCCAGGAACUUCAAACUCCGUGGAUAUUUGUGAGACUUUAGAGGACUGGACCACUGACCUGUCCUUCAUCUCCGACUCAGAUGAAGAAGAUGACGUCCUACUGGUUCCUGGGAAGUACCGAGCCCUUGUGGAUCACCUGAAGUGUGGUAAAGAUGAGGUCAUCAUAAAACACGGCGAUGUCAUCCACUUACUGCAGGAGAACACGGCGGACCUGUGGCACGUAAAAAACCUGACUCGCGGAGGUGAGGGAAAACUUACAGCUGAUGCCUUGCACAGAAUUCUGGGGAAUGUGGACAGAAGCCAUGUGAUCAGGCCUGAAGGUGACUGUACGGCUCGGGAAAUAUAAGCAGAAUGAUGAACACACCAUGAUGAGACCCUUCAUAUUCAAGGAAACAUCUACAUUAUUAUCCAGCAUGGACACACACACACACGCACACACAUCCAAUAUCGUAUUUUGUGGACUAUAGGUGGUGUAGUGUGUGCUGAAGCGAGGUGUGUGUCACUGUAAUAUGCUCAUGUAUUAGUGUGUUUACGGUAGGUGAGAUACUCCAGCAGUUGUAGUGCACAGGAUCAUACAGGGUUGUGUGUGUGUGUGUGUUUUGUAUUAUAUUUUGUUAAAAUCAGUAUUUUGUGCUAAACAGGACUGAACUCUAUAUGGAAAAAAAGCGAUCAGAUUUGAUCAGAAGCUCCACCCAUGCUGAUUUCAGAACCAUGUGUUAGGGUAAAGAAUUUCGUGUUUUUCGGAUGAAUCUUUAGAUGAAUUAUAAAAAAUAAUUCAGUGCUUGUUAUCAGGUUAAGAGUUAGUCUGAGGUUCACUGAGCUGGUUCGUCUGACCUGAUGUGGGUUUAGUCCAGAAAAUACGGUAAGCGAAGGCCGCCAUUCCUUUCCUCCUGUUUUACACUGUUCUUCAAUUUCCUUCAUCAUUGAACAUUUCUGACUUUAUAGAGCACAACCUGGAACACCUUUACCAUCAGCGCAGUGUGACACAACAUCGAAAGUGUGUUUACUGGAGGCUUCUGCACCCAGGACUAUGAGUCAGGAGAACUUUAUUCUGAAGGUAACAGGAGAGCAGAACUCACUGUUGAAUUCGCUGAUUUCACAUUUCUUUGCCAGAAUCCCGUCAGCCUCAGUGUAAAGUGAGCUGAGAGUGUGUGUACUGUAAUGCUAGCUCAUGGAUUAGCAUGUGUACUAUCCUGCUCAUUUCUUUUCCUCUAGAGAUUCACAGAUACAAACUGAUCUAAACUAUAUAUUAAUAAAUUUUAAUCAGACUUUGUAGAUUCCACACCCUUCAGUGUAAAGCAAACACGAUGCUCCUGUCUGAUCUUGGCAGGCUUAUAAGAGUCAUGUUUGCUUCCAGGAAGUGUGCGCUUCUCUACAGGAUGCGACAAAAUGAACCGUAUAGAAAAAACUAGCACUUUUAGGAUCUACUUCGUGCCAAACUUCUGUGACAUCACACAUUUUUACACACAGCGCUUUGUUUCUAAUCCAGUUUUAUACUUUGGUAGUGUUUUCAUAGCAUUGUGGAUUUUAUUACAGUUUAUUUGUUAGUUUAAUGCCUCCCUGUUUACACACACACACACACACACACUCACACAAAGCAGUGUUAAUGAAUAUUUCAGAGCCUUCCGUCUUCCUCACUGGUGUAUGCUAAGCGAGCUUUGCUAAUUCCAUUGCUCAGGUGGUUAUGAAGGUGUGUUUUAUAGCUGAAUAUGAAUAUGAAGCCAUAAAUAUGAGUAAGGAGCUUUAGAUGUUUGAAGGUAGGUGUACAGGAGAAAGUGUAUAAAAUGGGAGAAGGACUAUAAAUUACUUUCACUACAUGUUUAAGCACAAGAUGUAUAAUGCUAUAAAAAGCCAUUUUUUCCUCAGUGCAGUGGCUUGAAUGUAAAUAUGCGUUGUUUAUUAUCUCAUUGUGCCAAAAUUAAUGUAUUCAUAUUUCAUUUUUAUUUUUCACUGUUAAGAAAAAGCACGCAUCCAGCUGCUGUUCGGUGUUGACCGAGCGCAGUUAAUUAUUUACUCAUUAGCUAAUGCCUGCUGCUAAUCAUCUGCUUUAUGAACACUGACGGCUUUACGGCUAAAUGAACUACAGAUUUCACCAUGA
Molecule: messenger RNA, 4999 nt
Organism: Ictalurus punctatus (channel catfish)
Lineage: Eukaryota; Metazoa; Chordata; Actinopteri; Siluriformes; Ictaluridae
Gene: mcf2b
Product: proto-oncogene DBL
Exons: 27
Coding region: 230-3247 (1005 amino acids)
Biological process (GO): dendrite development; intracellular signal transduction
Cellular component (GO): cytoplasm
Molecular function (GO): protein binding; guanyl-nucleotide exchange factor activity
Source: RefSeq, a predicted model, not a curated record